Molecule: messenger RNA, 2094 nt
Organism: Entamoeba invadens IP1
Lineage: Eukaryota; Evosea; Mastigamoebida; Endamoebidae
Product: FYVE, RhoGEF and PH domain containing protein, putative
Exons: 1
Coding region: 1-2094 (697 amino acids)
Biological process (GO): intracellular signal transduction
Molecular function (GO): guanyl-nucleotide exchange factor activity; metal ion binding
Source: RefSeq, a predicted model, not a curated record
AUGACCAAAGCAGAUUUAGUCGACUUUGAAAUAUUAGACGAGGCAGGAAACGCAGAACAAGUCGAGAUGACUUUUGACAAGUCAAAGCCAUCAGAAUCACUCGACAAGCGUUCGCGGAUCAUCAACGAGAUUUAUGACACAGAGGAAUCGUAUGUACAAGGCCUUAAACUCUGUCUGAAGUACUACUACGACCCUUUGAUGCAAAACAAUGUGAUACCGAAAGAUAAACUCGAAGUCAUUUUUUUGCACUUUCCAGAUGUCAGCAGCAUUAACGACGCAUUUUUCCAGAAACUUACAGCACUGAGAUCACAAGGGAAACUCUACGAGUCGGUCGGAGCAACCUUUGUCGAGUUCGCACACUAUUUUAAAGUCUAUAAAAUGAUUGUCGGUAAUUCAGAAGCCGUGUUGGCUGCGAUGGCAGACAUUUCAAAGUCACAGAGUGUUUCGAGAUAUUUGGAACAAAAACGGUUGAUGAUCAACGCAAAGGUUCAAUUGGAUUUAAGGAGUUAUUUGAUUACACCCGUGCAAAGGUUGCCAAGGUAUAAUUUGUUGUUAACCGAUUUAUUGAAACAGACUCCCGAAGACCACGUUGAUCAUAAGAAUAUAGUCGAUGCUUUGGCAUCACUAAAAGAGUACACACAAUACGCAAAUGACUCCGUCAAAGAGAGGGAACGAAGAGAUAAGCUUGUCAGCAUUUCAAAAACGUUGGAUGGAACUUCCGCAGAACAAAUUGUGAAACCUGGAAGGUUCUAUGUGAGGUGUGGUGCGCUCACUGAAAUUGGUAGAAAGAUGAAUAAGCCCCGAUUCAUCUAUUUAUUCAACGACUUGUUCUUGUAUGGAACGGGUGACGAAAACAAAAAUGUCGUCAACGCGAUGUACAACAUCGAAAGUAUAAUUUUGAAGGAUAUGAAAGACUCCCCAAACUGCAAAUUUUGUUUUCGAAUAUUAAAUUUGAGUAAUUCGGAGGUCGACUUGACAUUCCAAUGUGGAAGCGAAGAAGAAAAGAAGGGUUGGGUUGACUCGAUCAAUAACGCGGCAAAGGAUGAAAGAAAUCGGCUGUUGACUUUGCGAAAUGAAAUUCAGACAACAACAGAAACAGUGUGGGUGCCCGAUGAAGAGGCAAGCGAAUGUAUGCGAUGCGGCACACCAUUCUCCUUGUUUUUCAGAAAACACCACUGCCGUAAUUGCGGGAAAGUCAUUUGCUCGAACUGUCGAGUUAAGUCUAAAGUGCCGAAGAUGGGAGGUAAAAUUGAUUAUGUGUGUAUGAAGUGUAAUGAAGAGAUAAACGGUUUUGGAGAUAAGAGAAGAUCAGUUGAUUUAAGCGGAUCAACACCUCAACAAGAAACUGACAAUCCUUUAACUAAAGUGAUGGAAGAAGAUUUUGAACGUCCUAUUAUAUCGGAAAAUGAACAGAAGGUCGAACAAAAGAACGAAGAGUCAACACCACAAAGCGUUGAGUCGCAAAGUAAUGAACAACAACAAAUUCCUCCACAAGUGCAACAACAAAGAAGAGUCACACCUCCAAAUUUACAACAAAACAGCGUGCCAAACGCGCAACAACCAAAAUCCCCAAGAGAAAGAAACUUGCCGCCUAUCCCACCUCAAACUAAACCACCUAUGCACCCAAAACCAAAUCGUCCUAUGCACCAAAAAACAGAGAGUUGUGUCGUGUCGUUUUCACAAGAAAAAGUCGAGAAGACACAAGACAUCGUGUUACCACCACGCCCACCAAUGAAACAGCGAGCGUCACCACAGAUACAAAAAAGUGAAGAGGUUAAAGAGGCAGUGAGUGCAGCGAACGUACAACAAAGCAAACCAGAUUUGACUAAACAAAAAACAGCACCACAAUUGCCUCCACAAAGAAGAACACAACCAGCGUUACCAAAGCAACAAACAACACCAAUUAAUAAAACACUGAAACCUACACCACAAACCGUCAAAAACGAACAGCCAUUACAGAAGAGUGAGCCCGAAAAGGCAGAGGAUAAGGGUGACAAGACCGAUUUCAGAAAUCGCCUUGCGAUGUUCCAAUCACAACAGGGAGAGACUGCAAGUAAACCAGUUCUUCCGCCACGAAGAAAACAAGCGCCUUAA